AUGAUAGGAGUAGUAGUAAAUGGAGGCAAUGGUGGGAAUGUGGGUAGUGUGGGGUUUGGUAGAGUUGUUGGAAUUGGGAAUGUAGGAAGGCCAGGGGCUCCCGGAAUACCGGGGAUUGUAGGGAGGCCAGGGGCUCCGGGAAGACCAGGGAUUGUAGGAAGGCCAGGGGCUCCGGGAAGACCGGGGAUUGUAGGAAGGCCAGGGGCUCCGGGAAGACCGGGGAUUGUAGGAAGGCCAGGGGCUCCAGGAAGACCGGGGAUUGUAGGAAGGCCAGGGGUUCCGGGAAGACCUGGGAAUGUAGGAAGGCCAGGGGUUUGUGGGAUUGUAGGAAAUGGGAAAGUCGGUGUGGAACCAGGGAUAGUCAAGAGGCGACGGGCCAUUGGGGUUUGGAGGUUGCCGGAGAUGAUUAAAGUGGCUAAGAGAGAAAAGAUGAUGAGGGUGGUGGAAGCCAUUUCGGGAGGAGUGAAGAUCCCGGGGAACGAUGGAGGACUAGUACUGCCAGUUGGAAGAGGGAAGUUGGGAAGUGAUGGGAUUCCUCCUCCUGUUGAUGGAGUAAAAGGAGGGAGUGUUGGAAGUGAUGUUGAUGGCGUUGCUGGGAAUGUUGUAGGGAUCCCAGUUGGCACACCGGGGAAGCCUGGAACGGUUAAGAGACUACGGCCCAUGGUGGCUUGGAGGUUGCUUAUGAAAACGAGAGUAACAAAGAGAGAGAGCAUUAUGAGCUUUGUGGAAGCCAUUUACUUGGUGUGUGUUUGUUUUGAUUUGGAGUUGAAGUAUUGA
Messenger RNA from Erigeron canadensis, 777 nucleotides. RefSeq names its product collagen alpha-1(IX) chain-like. The record is from RefSeq and is a predicted model, not a curated record. NCBI's taxonomy places the organism in Eukaryota, Viridiplantae, Streptophyta, Magnoliopsida, Asterales, Asteraceae. Bases 1 to 777 code for a protein of 258 amino acids. The transcript is spliced from 2 exons.